AUGCCCACCCAAACCCCCAUCCUAAUCAGCGGUUCCGGCUCCGCAGGCCUAUGCGCGGCAACCUGGCUCGCACGAGCCGGAAUCCCCUGCAAAAUCCUCGAGCGCCGACCCGGGCCCAUGAAAAUGGGCCAAGCAGACGGAGUGCAGUGCCGAACGGUAGAGAUAUUCGAGAGUUUCGGAAUCGGCGAGGACCUGCUCCGCGAGGCGUAUCAUGUGUUGGAGGUAGUGUUUUGGGCGGAGCAAGCCACCAAAGGGACUGGGGGCAGUGCAGAUGGAAAUGCAAAUGCAAGUACCGACAAAGGGAAGAUUUACCGGACAGGACGAACGGCAGAUAUGCAGUCUGGAUUGUCGCAUCAGCCGCAUGUUAUUUUGAACCAGGCGCGGAUCAACGGGUUGUUGAUUGAGGCGAUGGAGCGGUUUAAUGGACAGCGGGUGGAGUAUGGGUGGGAGGUGUUGGAUGUGGAUGUCACGCAGGAAGGAGAGUAUCCGGUGAAAGUGACGGCUCGGAAAGAGGGAGGCGAGACGGAGGUUUUUGAGGCGAAGUAUGUUCUUGCAUGCGAUGGCGCACAUAGCAUCGUCCGCAAAGCACUCGGAUACAACAUGAUCGGCGACAGCAGCGACGCCGUCUGGGGCGUGAUGGACAUGGUACCGCGAACCGACUACCCGGACAUCCGCAAGAAAUCCAGCAUUCGGUCGCGAGCGGGGAACCUGCUCAUUAUACCUCGAGAAGGCGACAGUGACAACCUGACUCGGUUCUACAUCGAGCUUCCGGCCGGGACGAGUGCAAGGGACGUUAAAUUGGAAGAUCUCCAGACCGCGGCACGCAACAUCCUGAGCCAGUAUAGUAUCGAGUUCACCGAGACCGUGUGGUGGUCUGCGUACGCGAUUGGGCAGCGUCACGCGGAUCGGUUUCACAAGGACUAUCGCGUAUUUCUAGCUGGUGAUGCGUGCCAUACGCAUUCGCCGAAGGCAGGACAGGGGAUGAAUGUGAGUCUCCAGGACGGGUACAACAUGGGGUGGAAAUUGGCAGCUGUGUUGAAGGGUUUGGCGCCGGCAUCGUUGCUGGAGACGUAUGUGUUGGAGAGACAGAAGGUGGCGAUCGAUCUGAUCAAUUUCGACCGGUAUUUCUCUAAGCUUUUCUCGUCCGGGGAAGAUAUCUCGCCGACUGAGUUUCAGGAAGGGUUUGUGAAAUCGGGCAAGUAUACAGCUGGAAUGACGGCGAGGUAUGAGAAGUCGAUGAUCACGUCUGAUAUGGAUGAGUCGGCGACCUUGGCUACGAAUAUCGUGGUGGGCAUGAGGCUUCCCAGUGCGCAGGUGGUGCGGUUCUGUGACUCCAAGCCGUUGCAGCUGAUGACUGCCUUGAAGUCGGAUGGUCGAUGGCGAGUGAUGACGUUUGUGGGAGAUCUGAGCUCGUCUGAGAAUAGGAGUCGACUGAGCAAGAUCGGAAACUAUCUUGCGUCAAACAGCAGCCCUAUCCAUCGCUUCCGCCCUACAAACUCAGACAUAGACAGCCUUAUAGAGCCCAUAUUUGUGGGUCAUGGAAAGCGUCAUGACAUUGAGCUGGAAGAGAUCCCCGAGUGCUUUUAUCCCAUCACCGGAAAGAACCAAAUAAAAGACCUGCACAAGAUAUACUUUGACGACGAAAGCUAUAACAAAGGCCAUGGACAGGCCUACGAACUCCUGGGUAUCAACCCUCAGAAGGGAGCCAUUGUCAUUGUGCGGCCAGAUCAGUAUGUGUCUGCUGUUAUCAGCCUAGACGAGCAUGAAAAGGUUGGGGACUUCUUCGAUGAGUUUCUGACCCCCAGGGAGACGCAGGAUACUAUUGCAUCGGAGAGCAAGUUGUGA
Molecule: messenger RNA, 1845 nt
Organism: Aspergillus affinis
Lineage: Eukaryota; Fungi; Ascomycota; Eurotiomycetes; Eurotiales; Aspergillaceae
Product: putative phenol 2-monooxygenase
Exons: 5
Coding region: 1-1845 (614 amino acids)
Molecular function (GO): FAD binding
Source: RefSeq, a predicted model, not a curated record